CAGAAGUUUCUGUUAACCGUUCUUCUCUCUCUCUCUUUCUCUCUCUAUCGGUCAUCCAUAUCGCCAUUUUCGUCUCAGAUAUGAAGCUCGCAGCGCGCAAACUACAGGAUUCUGGACAAGCUGAUUGAAGAUGACAAAGAGUCGCUGGAGGGAAUCACUUAGAUCAUUCGGUAGACAAGUUGAUCAUGACAAUAGUGAUCAAUUAAAGAACACCAAACUAGGUAUACAACAUUUCCCAUCAAAACCACCUCAAUUGUUAGAUCAUUGGAGACACUGGAAUAGCUCUUUGACUAGAACCAUGCAAUAUAAAGCUCUUCAAUCAGCAUUGUUCCCAGAACGAGGAUUAUCAUGGUGCAAGCAACCGGAUGGAGCUAACCACGCUUCACUUGUUCCUAGAAAUGAAAUAGAUAAUAAAGUUUCAGACAUUAUGAAGCUCAUAAAGACAAAGAAAGGAGAAACAGAAGACAAGAAUUCCAACAAAGAAUCCAAACUUAUUCAACUCGUGGAAGACAUUCACAAACAGUAUCAUUUGCUGCAUUCACUUUACGAUAAUCUCGCUGGAGAGUUAAUAGAAAAAGCCCGUAUUGCAGAACAAGAAACAUCAAUCUCAAACUACAGCUCAGACUCGGAUUCAUAUUACUCCACAGACAACAUGAGUGGAAAAAACAGUCCCAGAAUCGAAAUCACCACCCCGAAAACCAAAGAGGAGUUCAAAACCCCAAGUUCAGAGCUGGCCGAGCUGCGAAACAGACUGAGCAUUGUCACAGACGAAAAGGAAGCAAUCGGCCAUGAUUAUUCAUCAUCCCAAACCAAACUACAGGAACUAGAGAAAAUGAUCAAAGAAAUGGAGGAAAGGAAUUCUGGGCUACAAAACCACAUCACAGAGCACGAAAACACGCAUUCCUCUCUUCUGAACAGGAUUGAAGAAACCGAUGGCAUUUCAAGAUCCAAGAUGGAGCUCUUGACCGCACAUUCAAACGACCUUCAACUCGAAUUGGACAACAUUCGAUCCCAAAAAUCCCAACUGGAAGAAAAAAACAACGAAGCGUCGAGCAGAGUAAAGAACAUAAUGGAUCAGGUCAGUUUCCUUCAACAAGAGGUCCAUUCAUUAAACAGUCAGAAGAUAGAAUCCAACGAGAAGCUUGAGACAACAAGCGCCUUAAACAGCAAUCUAGAAACAGAGCUAAACAACCUGAAAAGCGAAACAUAUAAUCACGAGCACGUCAUAGAAACAUUAAGAGAGGAGAACAAGCAAUUAAAACAAUCAUGGGAUAAAAAGAUCGACGAGGCAUCAUCCGAACUCCGUAAAAACUUAGAAGAUCAAAUAAGAUUCCUAAGCCGACGAAUAAAGGUAGCCGAACAACUCCACGUGGAAAACAGCGAGGUCUACAGAACGGCAAGAGACAAAUACUUGGAUAGCGAUAGCAUGAAGUUGGUAGCUUGGACAGCAAGCGAGAUGAUGAACGAACUAAACACGGCGGCGAUGAAAUUCGAGGAAUACAGCGAGCAUUUACUGAACAGGAUAUCGAGUACAUCAUGCGCGGUUGUGUUUGCGAAGGAAUGGACGAGGAGGAAAAGGAAGGAAGCGAAGGAAGUGGAGGCAGAGAUACAGGGAUUGAUAAGAGAGUUGCAUUUGAGGGAAGAAGAAGUGUUGGGGUAUAGAGAGAAAGUAUGGAAGGUGGAGAAUAAAGUGAGGAAAUUGGAAAAGGUGGUGAAGGAGAAAGAAGAAGGAAUGAUGGCUCUUGGGGAAGAGAAAAGAGAAGCUAUCAGACAGUUGUGUGUUUGGAUUGAUUAUCAUAGAAGCAGUCGGGAUUAUUUCAAAAGGGUUCUUUCUAAUAAGGGAUGCAAUUCUUCAUGACAAAAUAAAGGUUAGUAAUUCCUUU
Messenger RNA from Impatiens glandulifera, 1883 nucleotides. RefSeq names its product COP1-interactive protein 1-like. The transcript is spliced from 3 exons. Bases 131 to 1858 code for a protein of 575 amino acids. The record is from RefSeq and is a predicted model, not a curated record. NCBI's taxonomy places the organism in Eukaryota, Viridiplantae, Streptophyta, Magnoliopsida, Ericales, Balsaminaceae.